This is a messenger RNA of Colletotrichum acutatum, 2158 nucleotides long. RefSeq lists its product as uncharacterized. NCBI's taxonomy places the organism in Eukaryota, Fungi, Ascomycota, Sordariomycetes, Glomerellales, Glomerellaceae. Gene Ontology annotation, biological process: cellular response to glucose starvation; regulation of mitotic metaphase/anaphase transition. Bases 275 to 1747 code for a protein of 490 amino acids. The transcript has 3 exons. The record is from RefSeq and is a predicted model, not a curated record. Gene Ontology annotation, molecular function: protein serine/threonine phosphatase inhibitor activity.
CUUCUUCAUCUCUCGGCGCCUCGUCAAUAAUCCCCUCAGCCACCACAAAAGAAGCGCCUUUUGCAAAGUGAAAAGGCAUUACUCAUUGAAGAAGACUCACGCUAAGCCGACAUCACGAGAUCCUGGACAAGCAAGUCACUAAACUGCAGCAACAUAGCAAGCCGCCAACCACCAUCGAAACCCCGCCCUUGAUCGUUCUGCCCAUCUUGCUACAACAUCCCGAGUAGACCGUCUCGUACUAGGUUGCACCAACAUCUCCCGAUCGAAUUAAGCCAUGGACGCAACACCGACGUCCGGGGCGCACAAUGACGAAGCCAUCAUAACCUCACCUCCUGCUGUUCCUCAGCGAACUCCCUCCCAGACGAGUCUGCACAAGACCACCCAUGUCCACGCUCAUCGUCAGAGCUUUGCCGAGAAUCUGAGAAACGCGCCUGGCUCGCCUCGCGCCCAGCGACACCCCUCCUUCACCCAAGCUGCUGUACAGGAUCUUCUCAACCACCCACCUGCCGCCAAUAAGCACUCGAACCCGCGCUUUGCAGGCCGCGACUGGCGCGAUAUCUCGGUCAACGAGCUCGUCGCCCAAGAUGACUUCAGAUGGGUCACUCUGGACACCAGUGUCGAGGAGGCCUCGAUGACUCUCGUUAAACACAGCCCGUCCAACGUCGUUCUGAUCCGAGAAGAUGCAUCGUCCAAAACCGCUGUUUCAACCUUUGACUACAAUGACCUAAACACAUAUCUCCUCGUAGUUGUAGGACUCGCCAGGCCCGACGAGGAGCAGGUACCUCUGUACGACGAAAUCGUCAACAAGGCCCAGACAGGAGACCGUAUAGCCCUACGAGAUAUCCAGCCGCUUUGCCGCAAGGAGUCACUCGUCACCUUGCCCUUUGAUGAGACACUGGAACGAGCCAUCGAAGUGUUUGGCAGCGGUAUCCACCGCGUUCUAGUCACAAACCCCUCGGGCGACGUCAUCGGCAUCCUCACUCAGCUCAAGGUUAUUGAGUUCUUCUGGAAUGAAGGCAUCAAUUUUCCCGCCAUCGACAGAUUAUACCCCGUCCUGUUGCGCGAUCUCGGCAUCGGCACACAGCAAAUCGUUUCCGUCAACUCCGACAGUAUUCUAGGAGACGCCCUGGCGCUCAUGAACGCCGAGGGUCUGACGAGCGUGGCUGUUAUUGACAACGGCCACAAUGUUGUUGGAAACAUCUCCACCGUAGAUGUUAAGCAUCUGACGAAUGCUGCCGACGCGCCCUUGCUUAAGCAGUCUUGCAUGCACUUCAUCUCCGUCAUCCUAGGCGAGCGCGGCGUCGAGCACGGCCGCGACUCUUUCCCGGUCUUCUACGUGAACCCGUACUCGACGCUGGCGCACACUGUAGCAAAGCUGGUGGCAACUCAGUCGCAUCGCAUGUGGGUUGUUGAAUCAGCGUCUCCGUCUCCGUCCGCACCGGCUACUCCCUUGUUGGCGCCCACAACGUCCUCAGUGCUGGUGCCGGGCAUUGGUUCCGCGCCUCAGUCGCCUCUCCCGACCCAGGUUUCGCACGUUGUACCUGCCGCGGCCAUGCCAGGCGCCCAUCUCUCCGGCCGUCUGACCGGUGUCAUCUCGCUGACCGACAUCUUGAACAUGUUUGCAAAGUCGUCGGGACUGCGGCCGUCGGACCCGGGCGAGCAGCGAGCGCGCCGUCGCAGGAGCUCCAGCAGCUCCAUGCGGCCGAGUCUCGACUCGUCGAGACCGAGCCUUGACUCACGUCGAUGAGGAAGACUUGAUCUUUGGCAAAUAUGGAGCAACAAGGAAAUCCUAGAAAGCUUUACAUCAGCUUUUAAUGACUGGCGUUUAUGGGUUCGUCACAUGGGGCUUCUGCUCUGGCUAGAGCAUGCUUGUGCUCACUUUUCGUGCUUUUUUCUGUUUCCAUUAGACGGCCGAAGCUUCAGACGAGAUAUUCUAGAUCACUGUCGAUAACAAGCGCUUCCCGCAAUAUAUGUGAUCUGAAUAUUGUUCCAAUUUAUGCCGCUCAUCCGUAAUACAUGGGAUGAAUCUUCAUCACAUGCAUGAGCUCCGUACCUAUAUUGUGUCUGUCGUUCUCUAGGCAAGUGUCCAGACGUUGCCAACGACGUUGUGAAGAGGGCAAUCAUUCACUGAUAUCUAUACGUUCCACGUGAAGCAAUU